Filobasidium floriforme is the source of this 204-nucleotide messenger RNA. RefSeq lists its product as uncharacterized. Bases 1 to 204 code for a protein of 67 amino acids. The record is from RefSeq and is a predicted model, not a curated record. The transcript is spliced from 2 exons. NCBI's taxonomy places the organism in Eukaryota, Fungi, Basidiomycota, Tremellomycetes, Filobasidiales, Filobasidiaceae.
AUGGCCGACAAACUACUUAUCAAGCUCGACAAGCAGCGCGGCAAGAUUGAUUCUCAGCAGGACAACAUCAAUUCCUCCCAUUGGAUCGUCACUGACAUCAUCCAGCAUGGGGAAGACAUUGGCGCCCUGAAGGCCGAGAAUAUGCUCCUGAAGGACGAGAACAAGAGGCAGGAUGAGCAAUGGACUUGGCAGACACUUCAGUAG